This is a messenger RNA of Sipha flava (yellow sugarcane aphid), 1792 nucleotides long. RefSeq names its product carbonic anhydrase 13 (gene CAH1). Lineage: Eukaryota; Metazoa; Arthropoda; Insecta; Hemiptera; Aphididae. Gene Ontology annotation, molecular function: carbonate dehydratase activity; zinc ion binding. Gene Ontology annotation, cellular component: cytoplasm. The record is from RefSeq and is a predicted model, not a curated record.
GCGGCCUUCCACCGCCGCCAACUAGUUUUUCGUACGCUCAACCGCAACCGCCGCACGCCUCGCGAACCGGCGUCAAUUGCGCAGUCACCGCUGCACUCGACGGUCCGUCCGCGUCACGUGCCCAUCUCCCGUUCCGGUCAGUCGGCGACGAUCGAUCGUUCUCCCAAGCAGCCGAUCGGCGCAAUCGAUUACCUCCGCCGGACAUCCGCUGCUGCACCGGCCGAACGUCUCGAGAACAAUGUCCACCGCCGACUGGGGAUACGAAGAGUCGAACGGACCAUCGGUCUGGCCUCAACUCUUCCCACAAGCCGCUGGAUCCUUGCAAUCGCCCGUAAAUAUUGAGACAUCGAAAUCCACUAAUGACAUGACUCUAAAAUGUCAGCCUUUGUACUGGAAUUAUUGUCCUGAAAUGUGCACAAAAAUCAUUAACACUGGAUAUGGUUGGAAAGUGGAUGCUACUGGUGGUGAAGGUUCCGAACUCUCUGGCGGUCCAUUGGGACAUAAGUAUAAAUUGGAACAGUUCCAUUGUCAUUGGGGAUGUACUAGCUCUAAGGGAUCAGAACAUACCGUCGAUGGAAUUCCUUAUGCUGGCGAGCUACAUUUAGUUCAUUGGAAUUGUGACAAGUAUAAUUCGUUUUCCGAAGCCAUCGCGCACCCAGAUGGUUUGGCAGUACUUGGAGUGUUCUUACAGGCUGGAAUCAAAUCACAUGACGAGUUGGAAAAAAUUGUAUCACUGAUUCCUCAGGUCGCAUUACGCAACCAAGUGGCCGAAAUAACCAAUUCAAUCAACCCGAAAAAUUUGCUGCCUGAGGACGAAACAUACUGGACAUAUCAUGGUUCACUGACGACUCCGCCGUGUUCCGAAUGUGUCACAUGGAUUAUGUUUAAGAACCCCAUCGAAGUUUCCGAAAGACAACUUGACGCGUUCCGGAGCAUGCGGAUGAAAACGCCGGAAGAAUGUUGCUCGGAUCCGCAUGGCGGUCCGCAGCUGGUCAACAACUACAGACCGCCAUUGCCGUUGGGCAGCAGGGUGCUCAGGGAGUGCGGUGCCAUGUAAGACGGCGAUGGAUCGACACCCUUCGCCCGCCAAAGACAAACUAUAUGAUUCCGCCGACCGCCGCCCGCCGCCGCCGCCGUUAACUGCACGCACGCAAAAGCUGUUUACCCAGGUCCUCCACGGUUCUCUUCGUCGUAUUCGUGCGAACGUGGAUUGUAUACGGACGUUUUUUUUUUAUUAUUAUAAUAAUUAUUAUUAUUAUUAUUAUUAUUAUUCAUUAAUUCUGUUUGUUUUAAAGGGAAAACAUAAUUAUUAUUUAGUUUGCUUUACGUUGAAAUGUAUUCGUUCAUGAAAAGAAUUAUAAUAUGAUGCACAAUAUGUGACGGAUAUCGUAAAACUUUAAUUAUAAUUAUUAUAUUAUAACUAAUGAUUAUAGAUUCAUACUUUGCGAUACGAUUGUAUAAUGAUUAUUAUUAUUAUUUUUAAUCAUCAAUUAUUAUUUUUAUUUUAUACAUACAUAUAUACACGUAUGUAUACAUAUGUUAUAACUAACACAGGCGUUCGCCUUUUUUAUUUGUUAAUCAUAAUAUUACGUUUUGAGAGUAAUUGAUUAUUUUUUUUAAUUAUAUUAAUUUUUCUUUUCUAUAAUUCUACUUACGAUAUUAUAUACGAUUAAUAUUUUAGUAUAUUUUAUCAUUAAUUCGUGUGAAUUAAUACGCACAUGCAUAUAUUUUGUGAAACGAAUUACUAUGUUGUUCUAAAACAAUAAAUACACGGUGUUUUAAUUCAUUUUUA